Prorocentrum cordatum is the source of this 2011-nucleotide messenger RNA. NCBI's taxonomy places the organism in Eukaryota, Dinophyceae, Prorocentrales, Prorocentraceae. The record is from the annotation of a GenBank genome assembly.
GUUGGACCGCGCUCCGAGCCGACCCGGAGCGCGGCAGUGGGGACGAUGAACGCGACAUCUACAUGCAAAACGGAUAUGCCCCCCUGAAUGAGGUGAGCCAUGCGAGACUGGGGGUGGACCAUCACGAAAGAAUUGAAGCUCACCGCGACUUCCAGGACAAGUAUUGGAGCCAAUGCAGAGCUGCGCUGCAGCAGAUCCCACGUCGUGCGGCCCUGGUGGCCACUAUGGAUGCUAACGCCGCCGUGUUCCCGCAGUUACCACACGUUGGCUUUGCUGGACAGAGACGCUUCCAUGCGGCCACCAACGGCACUGGCGCCAGCUUGCUGGACCUCCUGCAGACGUUCAACCUAGUGGCCCUCAACGCGUUCGGCGAGGAUGAAUGUGGAACCAACCAGCGAUAUGCUACGCUUUCGGACUACUUCACCGCUGUGGAGAACGCGCUGGUAGAAGCUGCGGCUCCUUUCUACAUCGUCCAGCCAAAGAAGAGAACUCGCCCCGAGCUGACCGACGAGACCCUCGCCCUGAUUGAUAAGAAACCCAGAAUUCAACGGCACAUGGCAGGAGUGCUGGACCAGGACUUGAACGGCCACGCCCUCCCCCAGGCAGAUUUCGACGAGGCCGCCAGAGCAGCGGCCAGAGCAGUACGUGCUAAACGAUCCCAGCGGCCCGCUGAUACGGCCAAGGAGGCGGAGGCGGCGGACGCGGUUGGGAACCUACGCGAACUCCAUAGUGUCAUCCGCCGCGUAGCCCCGAAGCCAUCCGCACCUGUGGUGACGGUCUGCAACCCCUCCUCUGGGAACAUGUGUGCAUGGACGCAGAAGAAGAACAAGCUGAAGUCCGUGUCAAUGCCCUGUGUGGCAUGUUCGAUGGCCCGAUCUACCCGCGAUGCUCUCGCCGUUGUGGCAGUGGUGAUACGCCGCUACCGCCUCCGUGGACGAAGAUCUCGCCUGGGCAAAAGUACGAUGCCAGGGGUGCCCGUGGCCGCCCUGAUUGACCUCGAGAAGGCCUUCGACCUGAUCGGCAGAGAUCAGAUAUGGAUUGCCUUGGAGCGGUUGGCUUUGAAGCGACGCGUUCGUCUUGCAGUCGAAGAAUUCCAUGUGGGCGCGUUCUACACCGGCCGAGACAUUCGAACCAGCCAGCCCACCGAGAAGCUGCUGAUCCCCAGAGGAGUACGGCGAGGGGGCGUGGAAGGCCCGUUCCUGUUCGUGGCCGCGCGCGACCUCCUCGCCUCCAGCCUGGAGCAGAGCCGCGCCGAGUCUGAAGUCACCGUGGUCUCUGUGGCGUUUGAUCCGACAUUGGAAAUGAUUCGCCACGUCCAUCUCCUCCCUGGGGCUGAUGCUGAGAAAUGCCUGACAGUAUCUCCCAUAGUUUUCGUAGGCGACCUGAUAGCGUUCACCGUCGUCGAGGAUUUCGAAUCGGCAUCGAGGUCCCUGUCCUCCCUGACACGCGAGAUCACGAAAGGGAAGAUGAAAGUGAAUCGCCCGGCCAGCCUGCCGCCGAUCCCACAGCUCCCCAGCCUCGCGACGUUCGCGCCGAUAGCGGGGGCCAAGGGAGUGAAGCGCCAGAGCGAGACCGAGGGAGUGGGCCAAACGGACACUUCGAACAACGACGAGAUCAAGCCCAAUGACCGCCUCCAGAACUUGAUGCGCCGGUUCCUGCUCCAGCGCGGGGCAGCCCGCCAGGCCGACGCGAGGGGCGACAUGUUCACCCCCGCCCUCAAGGUCGGCACGAAGCUCGACAUGGCGCUGGGGGAAGGCGCGCUCCUGAGGGGCGCGACCUUCCGCCUCGCCGAGGCUUGCGCGGGCAACGCCAAGGAGGUGGAGGACGCGGCGAAGAACGGCCAGCCCCCCGGGCAGCAUAGCCCCCACCCAACCGACAAUUCACCCACCUGCGCGUCUUGCGGCUUCCGCGCCCGCAUCCUUGACGGGACGGUCCUCUGGCCGAGCCUCUUUGUGUGCUUCGAGUUCGAAGAGUCCCCAGAGCUGUCCAGCAUGCUCGUGAUAUUCGUGAG